Oryctolagus cuniculus (rabbit) is the source of this 1479-nucleotide messenger RNA. NCBI's taxonomy places the organism in Eukaryota, Metazoa, Chordata, Mammalia, Lagomorpha, Leporidae. The record is from RefSeq and is a predicted model, not a curated record.
CACGCCCCGGGGCGGAAGCGGGAAGUGAGUCGGCAGCGGCGGCUCGCAGCGGUCGGGGCGGCGCCGCGGAGGCUCGAGGGCGGCGGGCGGCGGCGAUGUCGAAGAACACGGUGUCGUCGGCGCGGUUCCGGAAGGUGGACGUGGAUGAGUACGACGAGAACAAGUUCGUGGACGAGGAAGACGGCGGCGACGGCCAGGCGGGGCCGGACGAGGGCGAGGUGGACUCGUGCCUGCGGCAAGGGAACAUGACAGCCGCCCUGCAGGCGGCGCUGAAGAACCCUCCCAUCAACACCAGGAGCCAGGCGGUGAAGGACCGGGCAGGCAGCAUUGUGCUGAAGGUGCUCAUCUCCUUCAAGGCCGGCGACAUAGAAAAGGCCGUGCAGUCCCUGGACAGGAACGGCGUGGACCUGCUCAUGAAGUACAUCUACAAGGGCUUCGAGAGCCCCUCCGACAACAGCAGCGCCGUGCUCCUGCAGUGGCACGAGAAGGCGCUGGCUGCAGGAGGAGUGGGCUCCAUCGUCCGUGUCCUGACCGCAAGGAAAACCGUGUAGCCUGGCAGGAACGGGUGCCUGCCGGGGAGCGGGAGCUGCCGGUACAAAGACCAAAACGCCCAGACGCCGCCGCUGCCCUGUGGGCGGCGUCUGUUCCCAGCUUCGCUUUUUCCCUUUCCCGUGUCUGUCAGGAUUACAUAAGGUUUCCCUUCGUGAGAAUCGGAGUGGCGCAGAGGGUCCUGUUCACACGCGCCGUGCGUCCGGCUGUGUAAGACCCCUGCCUUCAGUGUCCUUGAGCAACGGUAGCGUGUCGCCGGCUGGGUUUGGUUUUGUCGUGGAGGGAUCUGGUCAGAAUUUGAGGCCAGUUUCCUAACUCAUUGCUGGUCAGGAAAUGAUCUUCAUUUAAAAAAAAAAAAAAAAAAGACUGGCAGCUAUUAUGCAAAACUGGACCCUCUUCCCUUAUUUAAGCAGAGUGAGUUUCUGGAACCAGUGGUGCCCCCCCCCCCCCGCCCCGGCCGCCGUCCUGCUCAAGGGAAGCCUCCCUGCAGAGCAGCAGAGCCCCUGGGCAGGAGCGCCGCGUCCCGCUCCCAGGAGACAGCGUGCGUGGUCACGCCGGCACUUCCUGUGCCUCCCAGGAGACAGCAUGCGCGGUCACGCCGGCACUUCCUGUGCCUCCCAGCCCCAGUGCCCCGGAGUUCUUCAGGGCGACAGGGACCUCAGAAGACUGGAUCCGAUCCAGACAGACGCCCAUUCUCGGUUCAGCUCAGUGUUUUCAAAAGGAACGUGCUACCGUGGGUAGAGCACACUGGUUCUCAGAACACGGCCGGCGCUUGACGGUUGUCACAGCUCCAGAACAAAUCCUGGGAGACAGGCGAGCGCGAGUCGCCGGGCAGGAAUUCCACACACUCGUGCUGUUUUUGAUACCUGCUUUUUGUUUUGUUUUGUAAAAAUGAUGAACUUGAGAAAAUAAAACGUCAGUGUUGACUAA